Molecule: messenger RNA, 3146 nt
Organism: Triplophysa dalaica
Lineage: Eukaryota; Metazoa; Chordata; Actinopteri; Cypriniformes; Nemacheilidae
Gene: unc93a
Product: unc-93 homolog A
Exons: 8
Coding region: 192-1595 (467 amino acids)
Source: RefSeq, a predicted model, not a curated record
AUGCAAAUAACAUCAUGCAUGUUUAUGACUACAACACCCUGAACUUUGUCCUAGAGCACAGUCUGCUUUGCUAUAUUAGUUCUGCACUCAUUUGAAGUCCAUGUAGGAUGCUUUACCAUUUUAAUAGAAACUUCUGCACUUUCACUGAAGGACUUUUUUUGUAAAACAAAAGGAUUUAAGGAUCUGCCAAAAUGAUAAGCCGAAACACCAAAAAUGUCCUUGUGGUCUCUUUUGGAUUUCUGCUCUUAUUCACAGCAUAUGGAGGGCUGCAAAGUUUACAGAGCAGUCUGAACGCUGAAGAUGGAAUGGGCGUAAUAUCUCUCAGUGUCAUUUAUGCAGCUAUUAUUUUAUCCUCCAUGUUUCUGCCUCCCAUUAUGAUCAAAAACCUGGGCUGUAAAUGGACCAUUGUUAUUUCUAUGGCCUGCUAUGUGACAUAUUCUUUUGGAAACCUGUCGCCAGGAUGGGCGAGUCUCAUGAGCACCUCUGCCAUACUGGGUAUGGGAGGUUCACCGCUGUGGUCUGCGAAAUGUACAUAUCUCACCAUAAGUGGAAACCUUCAGGGCCAGAAAGACAACAAGAAAGGCCAGGAUGUCAUAAACCAAUACUUUGGAGUCUUUUUCUUCAUUUUUCAAUCUUCUGCCGUGUGGGGAAACCUCAUGUCAUCGCUGAUAUUCGGACAAGAUACAAACAUAGUUAAAAUCCCAGAGGAGAACCUGCAGUUCUGUGGUGCGGCGUUAUGCAUGGAGAAUUUUACUGCCACUGGAAAUACAACACGACCAGAAAAACGUCUAGUGGACACGCUGCUGGGCUGUUAUAUCGGUGUGGGGCUUCUGGCUAUUAUUUUUGUGGCAGUGUUCCUGGACAACAUCGAUAGAGAUCAAGCUUGUGAAUUUCGUCAAAACAAAGGAAACAAGUCCUUCUGCAGCACUUUUCUGGCUACCUUUACGCUUCUGAAAGAUCCAAAACUGUUGAUGCUCAUUCCAUUGACCAUGUACAGCGGGUUUGAACAAAGUUUCCUCUCUAGUGAAUACACAAAGAACUAUGUCACCUGUGCGUUGGGGAUACAUUAUGUUGGUUUUGUGAUGAUCUGCUUCGGGGCUGCAAAUUCUCUCUGUUCGUUUGCUUUUGGACGACUGGCAGCGUACACGGGAAGAAUUGCCCUCUUCUGCUUGGCUGCAGGGAUAAAUCUGGGCUGCUUACUGGCUUUGUUGUACUGGAAACCUCAUCCAGAUGAGUUGCCCGUGUUCUUUGUGUUUUCUGCUCUGUGGGGUAUGGCAGAUGCUGUGUGGCAAACACAAACCAACGCACUGUAUGGUGUUCUCUUUUCCGAACAUAAAGAAGCUGCGUUUGCAAACUACCGCAUGUGGGAAUCGCUGGGAUUUGUUAUAGCCUUCGCAUAUAGCACAUACAUCUGUCUGUCUACUAAGAUUUACAUUGUUCUGGCUGUUCUGGCGCUUACUAUGGUAACUUACCUUUACGUUGAGUACAAUGAGUACAAGCUUCCAACUGCACAAGUGAGCUAUGAUGUGUAUAAUCCAGAAAAGGCUGACGUAAAAGAUAUGAAUGAGAAAUAUGUUAAGCAGACAGAGAUAUAAAACAGAGAGAACAUCUGCCCAGAUUUGAUCCCUGUAUGUAAAUUUUUAUGUUUUUUUUUAUGUUUUUACAAUAUGUUAGUAUUUGCAUGUAAAUCUUUUUAAAAGUCUAUCUAAUACUUCAUGUAACAAAUUGUACAAAGGCACAAAUCAUUUCUUUCAGUAUUCUACACAUUAAAAUGUAUUUUUCAUUUAAGCCUUUAGCAGGCGCAAUUAUCCAAAGCGACUUACAAGAGGUGAGGAAGCAAUGAAGCGUUAAGUCGUAGUGGUAGCAAUAGAAGAAGUUCUAUAAAGAGUUACCAGGUUACACAAGCAAGACAUUACCUGUUGGGGAUAUGUUAAAAACAAGCACUGUGGUACAGUUGGUUAUUUUCUUUUCGUCAUAUUUAAGUGCAAUUGACUGUAAGUGUGGUAAGACACUGAAUAAUGUGAUACGUGUGGCAUUGUGUAUAAUAUUUUUUGUUUUUUUUUAAAUAAAAACACGACUUUCUUUAAACUGAAACAAGAUUAUCAUCAACGUCUUUUAAGAUCUGCAUUGCACCACUGAGGGGUCAAAGAUCAAAGUUUGUUGUUAAAUCAGAUGCCAAAUCAACGUGAUGAAAACCAGUAGAUAAGAUCCAGAUAACAAAAAGAGACAGAGAAGUAACCCUGCAGCAUUACGGAAACGGCAAAGACAAAUAUAGACUGGUUAAAUGUAUAACUGUUACGUGCAAAUGCGAAUGAUGUCAUUUCUCAUAAAAGACAAACAAUCUUUACAGCUUUAUGUGAAUAGGAUGAGCAUCUUAUCAACAUUGGGCUGAUUAAUUACAGAUAUUCAGUCUUUUCAGUCUAACACAGUUUUCCUUUGAAGGAAAAUCACUCAUUGUGACAAAUUUGGCAAAUAAAUCAGUGAAGUGCAUUCAUGAUAUCCCCACUUCUAUGGCUAAAAAGAUAAGCAGUGACAUAAUAUCACGGUAAUGCAAAAUAAGGCAUUGGAUAAAUUGAUAAAGUCCUGCUGCUAAACAUGUGUCAAGACCGCAAACAUUUACAGCUUUUGAGAAAUCAGCAAUGGUAAAACAAUUGUAAAAAGCUUUUGAAACAUUUUUGCAAUCAUGCAAUCAAAGAAUUCGCUUUCGAUGUGCAAUCUCAACAACAACAUACUCUCUUGUGUAAUAGUGUGUACUCUGUGUGUGUGCUAUGUAGCAGAAAAAGUAGCCUAACAUAUGCAAGAAAUCAAAGAAUUCUCACUCAAGUGACAGAAUGAUGCUAUGCAACUAUAUGAAACCGUAUAUAAUAUUUUGUGUUGUAUUAAUGCAGCAUUCUAAAUAAACUAUAGUUUAAGAAUUGUUCGUUUUGUACAUUUGUUUGUUGACCACAUGAUGGCACUGUUUCCUCCUACAUAUAUAGUUUUUGUGCAAGCCUGUUCGUUAGAUUAAAAGCAACAACAACUGAACAACUAAACCGACGUAAACAACUCAGCAACGUCAUGUUAUAUAAAUGUUUUGUCUAACAUCGCAAUAUUUAACAUUUAUAUUAGGCUAAUAAAGUAAAACGAUCUGAUGAACUUUCUUCCUU